Molecule: messenger RNA, 738 nt
Organism: Protopolystoma xenopodis
Lineage: Eukaryota; Metazoa; Platyhelminthes; Monogenea; Polystomatidea; Polystomatidae
Source: the annotation of a GenBank genome assembly
AUGCGCUUGAACUCCGGCGUGACAGUCGGGCUUCCCAGCUUGCCUGGAGGACUCCCUGGCGCUGGACCCAGCUCAGGGCCAAGGCCGAGUGUUUGUGGACAUGCCAGUGGGUCGUCUCCAGGAGCCGGAAACGGUGAGUACGCCUGCAUUGCCGGCCUCCUGCAAGCCGCUCAGACCGAUGGCAGCUCGGACACUCCAUUCUUGUCUCCUUCGUCUUCAUGCUCAGGCUUCACAUUCUCUUGUCCAGCCAACAAUUCAGCCUAUGCCUCCGCGGUGCCUUCUUUGUCGUCUUUUUCCUCAAUCUCCAGUGACGUUCAUACAGAAGCGGAAAACAAGGGGAAGAAGACACCGGACGAAGCCGUUAACAGACGUCGUCAUCACACCACAAGCCUCUCCUCUUCCGCCUCAGGCUCCGCUUUGGAUAAAACCAUAGAUAUGCCCAACUAUGAUGGAGCGGGUCCAUUUGAUUUAGCUUUGCUUCUCUCUGCUGGUCUAUCCAAGUCCAGGCCAAUACCAGUGGAAGCCGACACUACAAUCGGCAGAUCGAGUCCUCAAAUCGAGGUUGCGCACACACGAUCAUCUCCUGGCCCUAGGCGACGGAGUAAAGCAACUGUCCUGCCGGCAACAUCUGGCACUAGUUACAGGACCGUCUGCCCGAGCCAAUCAAACGGCUCUGUAUUGCGUAUGUUUCCCAUGCUAAUGUGCCUAAGAGAUUGUAGUUAUCUUCCUCUUACUUGA